Messenger RNA from Astrephomene gubernaculifera, 1390 nucleotides. Lineage: Eukaryota; Viridiplantae; Chlorophyta; Chlorophyceae; Chlamydomonadales; Astrephomenaceae. The record is from the annotation of a GenBank genome assembly.
GUGCAACAUCUUAUAUCCCUUUAUACAUCUGUCUUAACAUUGUCUUACCCUGGCUAGUAUGGCCAUACAGCUCCACACAGGGCCUGCUUAUCUCCCCAAAUUCUAGUUGCGCUGAUCACGAACGCGGCUUAACCAUGGAAACAUGACACGGAAGUAUCACGGUUCGUCCAUAUUGGCGAAGCCAUGUUGCCGCCUUCGCUUAGUCGUGCGAUUUCUGACUCCACCAGUCCUUUUGGGGCCUUCCCACCUCCGGAAUGCUUAAGGAACCUUGAGGUUUACCUUGCGGAUCCUCGAAGCACGGAUGCGGUGUACGAAGGCCUGGUCAACCGCGCUUGCUCGGAGCCUAUUAGCGUGCCGCUCGUGGACAAGGUGGUGCAGCUGCUGAAGGCCUACCUCUUCAAGUACGCGCCCUCCCAGGAUGCCGCCCAGCUGCUGGAGGAGUUCAGCUACCGGGCGCAGGAGCUGCCGGGGAUGUCGGCGUCAGGUCGCAGGGCGGUGCAGUUUGUGCUGAACAUCCUGCGGCACCUUCCGCGUGACAAGGCUGGCGGGCUUGGCAGCUCCCGAGCCAGCCUGGGUAGCCUCCGGGGCUCCUGCGGCCGGUCCAGGGAGGAUUUGACGCGGCUGGCGCCAGGCGGGGGGCGCAUCGCCCCGGUUAAGGUGAAUGUGAGCACUUCCACACUGGGUCGCGCAAACGACCGAUACGCCGCAUCAGACGCGCUGCCCAGUCCCACUGACCCGGAGGCGGGCGGCGGAAGGGCGCUGGCGUUGCCGGCGUGGCUGCGGGAGUCGGGCGGAAGGGGCUGGGAGGACCUCCGGGUGCCUUCAGCGCAGCAGGCGGCCCAGGGUGUGGAGCCGCCCUGGGCGGUACCCAGCCGGCCGCACCAGCUGCCCCCACCGCCCCCGGGUGCCACCGCCUGCCGCGCCAAGUCCUGGAUGCAGCACCUGCCUGACCUGGCGCCCCGAGUCGCCAUCGGACCUGUCUCCAUCGGCAGUGUGGCCUACGCCUCCCCCUACAUCAGCCUGGCCACCAUCCAUCGCUGCGUGCUGGACAUUGACGAGCAGGACAUGGGGCGGCACCUGGCGGAGGUGCUGGGGGAGGCGAGGCUGGAGGCCCAGCAGCUGCAGCCCCCCGCUCCCCCGCAACGCCAACACCCAGCUCGAGGUGGCGGCGGUCGUAACGCACACCACCAUGGAGGAGCCGGCGGCGGCGGUGCAGGAGGCGGCAGGGAGGGCUUGGCGGCUCGGCGCUCGCGACCCGCACGGCUGCUGUUCCACCACCCGCCGUACAACCGCUCUGAACGGCUGGCGCCCAUGGAUCCUGACGUGGUGGAGGCGGUGGUGGAGGCGGUGUGCGGGGUGCGAGCGGCGAGCGCACUGUCAGCGGUGCAGG